Messenger RNA from Drosophila subobscura, 1242 nucleotides. Its product is annotated as basic salivary proline-rich protein 4-like. NCBI's taxonomy places the organism in Eukaryota, Metazoa, Arthropoda, Insecta, Diptera, Drosophilidae. The transcript is spliced from 2 exons. Bases 9 to 1166 code for a protein of 385 amino acids. The record is from RefSeq and is a predicted model, not a curated record.
GCAGCGACAUGGGAGGACGCGGCACAUUGGUUGCACUUGUGGCCAGCCUGGUGUGCCUCUUUGGGCCGGAUGUGGUGGGGCCUGCGCGACGGAACGAGUGUCCCUACGGCUUUCACUGGCUCAAUCCCUACCAGAGGGAUCAAUGCGUGCGCAUGGCCUACAGGCCGCGACAGCAGCCGGACACAAUCCGCAAGGACUUCGGCUGGUUUCUGCCCGAUAAGGACGCGGGCAAGACGACCGCCACGCCCGGGUAUCCCAGCGGCAUCAUUCCGUGGUACGACUCGCCUGAAGAGAGACCACCCAAAGUGGCACUGGCACCUGUGGUUGUCGAAGAGCAGGAUGUGGAGUUAACGGAGGAAGAAGCCACAGAGGAGCCCGAAGAAGGAGCACAGAACGCGACAACAUCCGCAGCGGCAGGAGAUACAACGAAAGCGACGCCAGAAGAAACAACAGUCGUCACAAAGCCACCAGAAGGCGGAGGCAAACCAACUGAAGAAGGAGGCAAGACACCUGAAGGCGGAGACAAGAAUCCUGAAGGCGGAGGCAAGCCACCAGCAGAAGGAAGCAAACCACCUGAAGGCGAAGGCAAACCACCUGAAGGGGGAGGCAAGCCACCAGCAGAAGGAAGCAAACCACCCGCAGCCGAAGAAACUCCAUCCGAAGGCGAAGGCAAACCACCUGAAAGCGGAGACAAACCACCCGCAGGGGGAGAAACUCCAUCCGAAGGCGAAGAAACUCCCUCUGAAGGCGGAGAAACUCCCUCUGAAGGCGGAGGCACACCAUCUGAAGGCGGAGGCACAGCACCGGGUAGAACUGUUGGAGGUAACAGAAAAUCGAGCAAGCGAAAGGCGGAUCAAGUGGAUGGACAACCAGAACCGGAAGCCGAAUGGCAUCCCUGGAGCUGGUCGCAGCCGAAAAGCACCCAAAAGCCACCGCCCAAGGUGCUGCCAAAGCAAAAGCCCACAAAGAUGGAAGUUGUGGAGGAUAACCAAGAUGAAUGGCACCCCUGGAGCUGGUCGCAGCCAAAGAGGAGCAGCAAGCAGGCAACAGAGAAGGUCGUGGGCAGCGGAGAGAUCACCACCAGAAAGCCAAAGACCGCCCGAAAGGUGCCAUUGAAGACUUCACAGAUCGCCGAAGAGUUUCCGCUGUGGAGUUGGGACUCGUAGCCGAAGGUCGGGGCUGGACUGGCAUUAGAUUAGAAUUAGAGCGUGGAAAAAUAACUUAAGUGAAACGGAAAACUGU